AAUAGUGAGAAUGGGAGUAAGCAACACAGCAUAAACUUUGAAAGCAGUGAUGGCAACGAAAACGUUAUUACUGAGGAAAAGGAAAGCUUUGAGGCUCAAGCAGAAACCAGUGCUUUAUCAAAACAAGUUGCCAAUGAUUUAUCCGCUUCAGAUAAUGCCGCAGAAUGUCCAUUAGACCCAAAUGAUUCAGAUGCAGGAAGCAGCUUCUUCAGUAUGCUGUCUCUGGACGUCAUAGAGGACGUCUCUGCCCGCGUCCACCCCGGCCAGCUGAGCCUGGAGGAAAGGGAGAAAAGGAAGAGAGAGAAUCUGGAGAGGAAGGCUCGUGAAGGAAGAGGAAAUGACAGCGACGACAGCCUGUUUUCCCCUCUGACCUCAUAUGUCACUGCAGAAACUGAGCUCAAGACACUGAUUACAGAGCUGGAGGAUGCAGUUCUGGUUGGCCUGCAUACGUGUGGAGAUUUGGCCCCCAGCUCUCUGCGGAUGUUCAGGGCCAAACAGGAGCUGCGCGCCGUUUGCAGUGUGGGCUGCUGCUACCACCUGCUCUCUGAAGAGUUUGAUCAGGACAGACAGGGGUGUGUCGACGGUGUGUGUGGUUUCCCUAUGAGUCAGUAUCUGAAGGCUCAGGCGUGUUUCUGUGGUCGAAAUGCCAGGAUGUCAGCAUGUCUAGCUCUGGAGAGAGUGUCUGCUGGAGGAGGGCUGCCUAUGGAGUCACUUUUUUAUCGGGCGGUGCUUCAUGUUAUUUUACGGGAUCACUAUGAUUCCUUUAAAAGUGAGAAACGUGUUGGGAACGUGUACUCCAAGGCCUCGUCGUUUGUGGAUUAUGUCAGGCGAGCACUUAAGAAGCUGGAUCUGGAUGACACCAAACUAUCUGACGGUGACAUUCAGAGCUAUCAUGAACACUACAGUCCCAGAAUGAAUGAGAUGGUGGCUUUUAACAUGUUAAAAGUGAUUUUGGCUCCGUGUAUAGAGGGUCUCAUCCUUCUUGACCGACUUUGCUACUUGAAAGAGCAGGACAAUGUGUCUCAUUCGGCACUGGUUCAGCUCUUUGACCCCCUCCAGUCCCCUAGAUGUUAUGCAGUUGUUGGUAUAAAGGAAUCUACAGUUUGAAGACCAACGCUGGUGGCCCUGCUGUUUAGAGUUUUUUUUUAUUUAUUCUUUAAAUAAAACCUUUUAAUUUUUUAUUACUUGUUUUUAAUGUUUAAUCAUUGCUAAUUCAAACCAACAAUAAAAAUGCUUUUAAUUUAAGUU
This is a messenger RNA of Labeo rohita (rohu), 1248 nucleotides long. It is a transcript of the gene mettl25, whose product is annotated as methyltransferase like 25. NCBI's taxonomy places the organism in Eukaryota, Metazoa, Chordata, Actinopteri, Cypriniformes, Cyprinidae. The record is from RefSeq and is a predicted model, not a curated record. The annotation marks the transcript as partial. The transcript is spliced from 9 exons.